Messenger RNA from Candidula unifasciata, 564 nucleotides. NCBI's taxonomy places the organism in Eukaryota, Metazoa, Mollusca, Gastropoda, Stylommatophora, Geomitridae. The record is from the annotation of a GenBank genome assembly.
AUGGCCUCAAGAAAAGAUCACAGGGAUGAUGAUGAUGACGAUGACGACGAUGAAGAAGUGGAUGUUUCUUGUGGAAUAUGGAAGUUCAGAACCGCCAUCUUUGGUAACUGGUUCUCCAACCUGUACGUGUUUUCUCUUUGCGUGGGGAUUGGAAGUCUCUUCACCGCCAUGGUGACGGAGAUUAUACAAGUUCAGCUGCCAUCGCUGGAACGCCAGUUCAACAUUGACAACGCCAGCGCAGGCCUCUUUGACACCGCCUUCAAGGCUGGCUAUCUGUGCACCAUACUUCUUGCUGGCCAUUUUACCAAGGUACAUAAAGCACACAUCCCUGUGGUUGUGGGGCUCUCUGGUGUAAUUCAAGGACUUCUGCUGCUGAUUCCUCCGAUUCUACAAUUUGUGGACCCCUUUAAGCUGCCUGAUGACAAGAAAGUGAACCGCCUAGCCUACAAUAUCUUGAUUGGGCUACAGUUGAUGAAGGGAAUCACUGAUAAGACACAGAAAACUGCCGAACACAAGACAGUGGUUCAGUUUGCCGGUGGGGAAAUCGAGGAGGAGGUGGAGAAC